GGGGCAGGGGGAGUGACGUGGUUCCCGGGCAGGAGGUAGCGUGUUGCUGGCAGUCCCUGUGCUCCCCUCCAGCAGAGAUCCGGGGUAGAGCAGCCCGGCCUGAAGCCUGCAGGAGUGUGUCUUCCCCGGGGAGGCGGAGAACGGAAGAAGAUGGACCCCACAAGGAGUCAGUUGGACUCGGACUUUUCACAACAGGACACACCAUGUCUCAUUGUUGAAGACUCCCAACCAGAAAGUUUGGGGACAGAAGAUGACUUGGACCGUGCCCGCUUUGGACUGCCUCCUCACCAUCUGUCGAAUCUACAGUCAAAUGUUGAAAGUCCCGUUUUGGAGUAUGUACAAGGCUGUCCAAGCAAUAAACAUUCUUUUGGGGAUAAGGAGCACAUGGAAAUAAAUGAACUUUCUAAAGAAAAUCAUAAAGAUUCGGGGGAACCGAUGGACACACCAGAAGGGGACGCUGCUUUUAGCCAAGUGAUUGAAAGAAUUCCCUGCCCAACCAACACACUCAGUAAUUUUACCUGUGAUGAAAGUAUUGAACCCGAAGAAGCUGCCAACUGCUCCACGCAGUCACUUGAAGCUGAAGACGGAGGAACAUCUCAACCAGCAUUUGGGGCACUGGAGCUAUCCCAGAGCCAGGAUAUAGAUAGCCAACCCUCAAGAGCUGAUGAUGAAAGUAGUGUACCGCACCACAAACCUCAGACACUUGAAUGUAUCCAAGAAGAGCCUGAUGACAAUGGUGCUGAAACACGUGAAAACGAGAAUGUUACAGUUCACAUGGAAGAAGAACCUGAACGAAAUCAAGAAACCGGGGUUGUAAAAACUUCUUGUAAUGUAGAUGAGAAAAACACAUGCACUGCCUUAGAGGACCAGCUGAAAGAAUCCAAUGUAGAGGAGCCAUUCUGCUCAAAGACUGACGAAGAGAUGGAAGCCGCAGAUCUCGCCUCCAGUCAAGAUCUAUUCGGACAAGCUGAUGAAUCUGUCAGUCCUAAUGUAUCCAAGAUUGUCUCUACACCUGCUGAAAGCCUGCGCCUCCUGCAGUUCUCUGGACAGGCCAGCCUUACAUCUGUCGGUGUCUCAGAAGUUCCCACAGACCUUGCUUCUCCCUCCCCAGAUGAUAUCCAACCUACUCCCAUCAUUGAUCCCAGCACCCCCACAGGGCAGCCUGAAGAAGUAGUUGAAGACAUGGAAGUCUCGGUACCCUCAAAUAAGACAGAAGUGGCCAUGCAGCCCCCGGAAGAAGCUACAGGAUCCAAGAGUUGCCCCUUUGUCCCUGAGCCUCAAGUAUCCACUCCCGUUUGCCAAAGUGCUCCAACAUUUACGCCAGGGUCCCUUGCUGUUCCCUCACAGCCGGAGUUCUCGCAUGAUGUUUUCAUACCAACUCCAAGUCUUGAAGAUUCUCCUUCCAGAGAGCAGCCCCCCCAAUUCCCAAAGGGUGAAGAGGAUCAUAAAGCUUUAGAUCUAAAGCUUGAACUUUCUGAAGACCUGAAACCUACUGAGGGAGAUGUAACAGAUGAAUGUAAUCUACUGCUAUCCACAAGCGAACCUAGUCAGCUCUUAGAGAUGGACGAUACUCAUGAAGGAGAAGAUAGUGGGGCUACUCAAAUUGAAGUGGCCGCCGAAGAAACUAGUCGCCCUUCGUUAGAUCAAGAAAACCAAACCGUUUGUGAACCAGCGCUACUGGAAAAUAAAGAAGAACCUCCCACAAACAGUAAACUGUCCUCAUUUGUAUGUGUUGACUUGAGUGAUAAAAAUGAUAACAAAGAUGUUGAUUGUAUCACCAUUCCAAGCAGUUCUGAAAGUCAGGCACUCUUGGUGCCAUCGUUAAAUUCAGAUGCUUCUUUAAGCAUUUUAGACCAACACACAUCAGAACAAAAAUCAACUGUAGUUGUUGAAAGUGUGUCCGACGACUUGGAGGAAGUUCCUGAAACUCCAUCUCAGAAGGACAGUGAGGUUUAUAUGGUAACCGAAAGUGAGCAUGAAAAAGAGGGGGGCAACCUAAAUUUAGCACUGUCCGAGACCCAGCAUCCUUGCAAAGAGGACGUGGAUCCAGUAGACAAUGAAGAAGCAAUGGAGGUGGACCAAGAGGCACCCUCUGCAGAAAGUUUACCAAAGCCCUCUGAAGGUCAAAAAGAAGUGCUGCAGUCGGAAAAUUAUAACGAUGCUGCUAUGGACAUGGAGACCAGCCCUUGUGUAGUGCCCACAGUUGAAAAUAUUCCCGCACAAGCUGAAAUGCCUGAAUGUAACAAAUCUCCAACCACACCUACUAAAGAAUUACACAUCGAUAAAUCAAGCCCUGAUCAGAAUGCUGAAAAAGCCAAUGAUUCAGAUUCUGCCAAAGAUGUUUUGGGCAAAUCUGCGCACAUUUGUCAAGUAGAUGCCAGCCCCGAUAAUGUGAAGACGGACUGUGUUGUGCCUUUAGCAGAUGAUUGUAACAUUUCUGUGAACCCUCCGCAGCAGAGUUCAAACCUUCCGUCCACAAGCACUGAUUUCCUUGCAACUAAAGACAAGUUACCAGACCCAGACCAACAGCAGUGUGCCCUUCUGGAAGAGCCAGUUGAUAUGGAUAUCAUGGAGAAAGAAACUCAGCAGUAUCCGGUGCCUAUUGAAAAGAAAGAAUGUAAAGAGGAUACUCUUAAGCAAAAUGUGAUGCCCUCUGGAAAAGACCCAGUGCCAGUAUGCCCUAAUGCACAAAAACCACAGGGCACGGAAAAUGCUGAUCUAACAUUACAAGCAGAACAGAAGCUACCAGUAGUUGUAGCAGCACCAGAUGUCAAAGAGGACCCUCAUGGAAAUAACUUGUCUGGAUCUAGUACAAAACAAGCAAAUGAAACAUGUAGUGUUAUUGUAAUAGAAGAGACUCAAGAGUUGGCGGAUAGUAAUCAACAAGAGCCUGCCCUAGCAAAAGAUGUAGAGCCUGCCCUAGCAAAAGAUGUAGAGCCUGCCCUAGCAAAAGAUGUAGAGCCUGCCCUAGCAAAAGAUGUAGAGCCUGCCCUAGCAAAAGAUGUAGAGCCUACCCUAGCUAAAGCUGUAGAGCCUGCCCUAGCAAAAGCUGUAGAGCCUGCCCUAGCUAAAGCUGUAGAGCCUGCCCUAGCUAAAGCUGUAGAGCCUGCCCUAGCUAAAGCUGUAGAGCCUGCCCUAGCUAAAGCUGUAGAGCCUGCCCUAGCUAAAGCUGUAGAGCCUGCCCUAGCUAAAGCUGUAGAGCCCACCCUAGCUAAAGCUGUAGAGCCCGCCCUAGCUAAAGCUGUAGAGCCUGCCCUAGCUAAAGCUGUAGAGCCUACCCUAGCUAAAGCUGUAGAGCCUGCCCUAGCAAAAGCUGUGGAGCCUGCCCUAGCGAAAGAUGCCGCGCCUGCCCUAGCGAAAGAUGCCGCGCCUGCCCUAGCGAAAGAUGCCGCGCCUGCCCUAGCAAGUGAUGUGCCUGACUCUGGACAAAAGAAGAAAGCAGAGCUUUCUGUAACUGAAUUGAAUGAGCCAGCUGUGUAUACUCUGCAAAAUCCAUGCGAGGCGCCACAAAACAAGACCAGUAUGUCCGAGGAUUUGAAACUGUUAGAACCUCACAGCACAGAUAAAGAUGUUGCAGUUGUUGGUAUUAAUGAUGUACAGAAAGACUUGGAUAGGAAUCCUAAAACUUCCGUCCAGAAAGAGCAUCCGCAGACUGUACAGCUGAGAGUAGAGAACACCAACGCUUUUCCUUUGUCAUUUAAUAAAUGUACACCUGAUACGUCUGCUGCGUCUUGUGAGGAUGAGGCACACGGAGGGGAUUCGGAGUUCCAGGAGAAAACGGGAGAACAAUCGACGCGUAGUAUGUGUGAAAGCUCCAGCGAAACACCAUUCCACUUUACCUUGCCAAAGGAAGGGUACCUUAUUCAGCCGGGAAGCACUGUUACCCCGCCCAUGAUUGGUCAGUUGAAACGGGGACCAAGAAGGCAUAGUACCCCAAUCGGGGUUGGAGGCUGUCCAGACAGCACCCUGGCAACCAGUGAUGUGACAGCUGAGAGCACGGUGGCAACCAACAAUGUCACAGUUGAGAGUGCCAUGGUGACCACAGAUGUGUCUGAGGAAAGCGAAAGGGGAAGUUCUGGAUCUGCCUCUGAUGGUGAUGGAAAGCUGUGUCUGAGAAUGAAACUGAUCACACCCGUAAAUGAGGAGAGCGAUGGGGCUCCGCAGUUUAACUUGGAAAAACCUGCUGCUGCUGAGAGGACAAAUGGAACUGCUGCUGUUGCUGGAGAUGUUGCCAGCACAGAGAAUUCCCCUUCUGUGUUUGUACGUGUGUGUGAAGUCCAUCGAGAAGAGGAGAGCAGAGGUCGCAAUGUGCCUACAACUCCUGUUAGAGGAAGUCCCUUCCACUUCUCCAACAAAGAAAAAGAUGGAGCAUCUAUGGCUUCGCAACAUAUAAAAGAAAUGCGUGAGCAGGAUAGGGAUCACCAGACUACCUCGGGGUAUUCUAUCCAGGACUCUUCAUUGGAUCAGGAGGAGGAAGCCAUGGAAACUGACCAUAGCUUGGAGGAGGGUGAACAACAUGUGCAGAAAGAAGUUCCAAGGAACAUUCAAAAUGUAGCUAAUGCUUCCCAGGAGUUGAAUGUAGAGGAACAACCUUCUUUGGCGCAGACAAACAGAGAAGUCCAAACCGUCAGUACAGUGGAUCCUAAAGCAUUUGCAGUGUCCUCCUUCACCCAGACCGACAACGUGUCUAGUCCACCAAUAACGACCGCUGCUGGUAUGACACCAGGAAAACCUGUGAAACGGACUGAACAGGAUGCUGGAAAACCUGAAAAUACAAAACAGGGGCUUGGAGAUGACACUGAAUCUGUACACAGUCAGGGCGAGGAAGACUUUGAAUUGCCUCGGCCGCCUCCUGGACGUAGCCUUCAUCGCCAUGUGCGUACAAUUCGUGAAGUUCGCACCGUGGUCACCCGAAUCAUCACAGAUGUCUAUUACAUGGAUGGAACAGAGGUGGAACGCAAAGUUGUAGAGGAAGCCGAGGAGCCCAUAGUUGAAUGCCAUGAAUAUGAAAAUGAGGUGUCCCCUUCAAGGACUGCGGUCUCGUCUCUGACUUCUGGAGAUCUUGCAGAUAUUAGUUCCUUUUCCUCAAAAGCAUCAAGCCUUCAGCGCACAUCUAGUGGAGCAAGCAGCGGCCUCUCCGCCGGGCAAAGCACUAGCGGUGGCAGUUCUGAUAAAGGAAAAGCGACACUGAGAGGAAAAGCUGGCCAUUUGGAGUCUGGGGAAUUUGCCAUGCCAUCUGGACGUGGUAACCUUGGGAAAUUGAGUCCUAGGAAAGUGUCCAGCCAGCCAGGGUCUUCACGCCAAACUGGAAGACAAACAGGGGUGCAAGUGAGUGAAGAUGAUGCAGAUGCAUCGCUUGGAAACAGACCAGGGGCCAAAGCGCCCCUUACACCCCGUGGAAGAGGGAGGAGGGGACGUCCUCCUUUUCGAGGAACUGGAUCAAGGGAAGUGGGCUCUUCAAAUGCACAAGCUGAGGAUUCCACUGCAGCCGCUGUUCCUGAUGAAGAACCGUUCACACGCAUUACUGCUUGUCAUCCAGAAGCCCGGGACAGAGCAAGCCCAGGAACCCCUACCACACGCCGCAGCGACUCCCCUGAAAUCCCCUAUCAGACGUCUUCAAAGAAUAUUAGCAUGGACACCUCCUCAUCAAGUAGUAGUUUUGUUGGACUUAAAGUUGUGGCCAAGUGGUCCUCCAAUGGUUAUUUUUACUCUGGCGCCAUUACUCAAGAUGCUGGAGGUGGUAAAUACAAGCUACUGUUUGAUGAUGGCUAUGAAUGUGACGUUCUAGGAAAAGAUAUUUUAUUAUGUGACCCUAUUCCUUUGGAUACGGAGGUGACGGCUCUCUCAGAAGAUGAAUAUUUUAGUGCAGGAGUGGUAAAGGCUCACAAGAGAGAUUCUGAAGAACUGUGGUACUGCAUUGAAAAGGAAGGACAAAAGAAAUGGUACAAAAGGAUGGCGGUAAUCCUAUCCCUAGAACAGGGGAAUAAGCUCAGAGAGCAGUUUGGCCUCGGCCCCUAUGAGCCAUCAACGCCCUUGACCAAGGGAUCAGACAUAAGUCUUGAUAAUCUAGUAGAAGGAAAGCGGAAACGAAGAAGUAAUAUAAAUGCGAUUGGCACACCAACCACUCCUAGUACUUCCAAUUCAAGCACCCCAACCAGAAAAGGAACCGAGGUGUCCCGCAGUUCUCUAGCUCCGCUGUCUGGAAAAAGGAAGUUGAUUAGUUCAGAUGAUGAAAAAUCUCCUGCAAAGCGCGGUCGCAAAUCUGUUCUGGCAAAGUCUGAAGGUCCAGCAAAAGGAGGCGACUUUAUGAGCCCCAAUGAAAGUGGAGACAAUGCAGGUGACCAGACUACCCUGGAGGAGACCCAUGGGCCUCUACCUCAAAAUAAGUUACUAUUCGCAGGAUACGCCUUUCUUCUAACUACAGCCACAUCCGGUGACAAAGUCAACAAUCUCCUGAAGUCACAAGACAUAUCCUCCUUCAGCAGUGAAGAUGAUGAAGAAUACAUUGAAAGCACACCGUAUAGCCGACGGUACACAGAAGAACAGCUCCGGGCUGGUGGGGGCUGCAUUAUUGACAAUUUCAGUGAAGCACUGUGCAAGCCAGAUUCAAAAUGUUUUCUGAUUGCUGACCAGCACUGUCGAACCCGGAAAUAUUUUCUGUGCCUUGCCAGUGGAAUCCCUUGUGUGUCUCAUGUCUGGGUACACGACAGUUGUCACUCUGAUGAGCUGCAAGGUAUCAGCAAUUACCUCCUCCCGGCCGGGUACAGCUUUCAAGAAGAUAAAAUUUUGGAAUGGCACGGCUCUAGGCAUCCUUUCAAAGGUUUGCGCUUUCUUGUGGUAUCCGACCAGCUAGAGGGUUUCCUGGAAAUAUGGACUGAAAUAUUAAUGGUCGGAGGCGCAGCAUCUACCAAGCAGCACAGUUCUGCAGAUGCAAACAAAGAUAUCGCGUUGGGCGUUUAUGAUGUAGUCCUCACAGAUCGUUCAUGUCCAGAAUCCAUUUUAAAAUGUGCUCAAGCUCUUAACCUUCCAGUGGUUUCAUCAGAAUGGGCGAUCCAGAGUCUCGUUAAUGGAGUGCAAGUCGGUUACAAUAAGCACCCGAAAUACAAACAUGACUAUGUUGUGAGCUAAGAAGACUCCACGUCCAUCCCAAUACCCUUUUUAUCGAUCCUCCUCCUUUUUGCUGCUUAUUUCAUUGUGCAUAUAUUGUGUUUUAUUGAAGUUUUAGAUAGUUUUAAUUGUUUGUGUUUAUUCUACAUUUGCAUGUAUCCACUUGUACAUAGUUUUAACUGCUGGACUUUUAUGAUAAAAAAAAUAAAUGUUAAAUCUUUGUUUUAAAUAA
Messenger RNA from Rana temporaria (common frog), 7339 nucleotides. It is a transcript of the gene TP53BP1, whose product is annotated as tumor protein p53 binding protein 1. The coding region runs from base 151 to 7128 and encodes 2325 amino acids. The transcript is spliced from 28 exons. Gene Ontology annotation, cellular component: nucleus. NCBI's taxonomy places the organism in Eukaryota, Metazoa, Chordata, Amphibia, Anura, Ranidae. The record is from RefSeq and is a predicted model, not a curated record. Gene Ontology annotation, biological process: DNA damage checkpoint signaling; positive regulation of transcription by RNA polymerase II. Gene Ontology annotation, molecular function: histone binding.